Messenger RNA from Episyrphus balteatus (marmalade hoverfly), 2246 nucleotides. Its product is annotated as armadillo repeat-containing protein 8-like. Gene Ontology annotation, biological process: proteasome-mediated ubiquitin-dependent protein catabolic process. The record is from RefSeq and is a predicted model, not a curated record. Gene Ontology annotation, cellular component: GID complex. The transcript has 10 exons. NCBI's taxonomy places the organism in Eukaryota, Metazoa, Arthropoda, Insecta, Diptera, Syrphidae. Gene Ontology annotation, molecular function: protein binding. The coding region runs from base 134 to 2101 and encodes 655 amino acids.
CUUCAUAUAAAAAAAUAAUUCUUGUAUUUUCCUAAAUGUGUUUUAUUUAUGUUUCAUUUGUACAUAUACAUUUUGUUAUUUCUUUAAAUCGUAUUAUUUAUUAAAAAAACAAAAAACAAACCUAUAUUUAAAAAUGCUCAGUGUUAUAUUAUUACAGGGAAUUCCUUGUGGUUCUUAUGUUGACCAACUAAGUGGCAAUGAUAAAUUACAGUGUGAAGAAGCUCUAGCCAAUAUAAUUGAUGCCGUAAUUGGCAGUAAUCGCCAAAAGGCUUAUGUGAUAUCUCAAGGAAUCGUGCCGAAAUUGGUGGAGAAAAUCGGCAAUUCGGAUGAGGAUAUUAAUAUUCGAUUGAAUGCUUUAAUUGUCAUUGGUUCUCUUGCUAAAGGAUCAGCAGAACAAGUUCAAAAACUAAUCGACGACUAUGAUAUUGUGCGAUUUUUAAUUGCCCAAGUUCUAAUCCCAAAUGUUGACCAAAGAAUCGUUGCGCAUUGUCUUUCAGCUCUGCGAUCAAUCUAUCAAUUUCCCUUUGCUCCAGUUGGACUCUUGUAUACAAAUACCAUGACAUUACCGCAUCUUAUGAGUCUAGCAUCUGUUGAUAGCUCUUUGCAAAUUCAAGCCAAUGUUACAAGUAUUCUUGUUCCAAUAUGCAACACAUAUAACGAACAGAUUCUAUUGUGUCAAGCUGGUGCAAUAAUAUUCUUAGCCCGCAUGAUAAGUUCCCAGCACGAUGUUCUUCAAGUUCCGGCAUUGAGGUGUUUGGCUUGUAUGUGCUUCACAAAUCGUUGUGUCUCUGAUAAUGUUUGUGUAACAAGCUUUGAAGGCAGAUCAAUGCCUGACAUCCUUUCGUCAUUACUGUCAAGAGCUCGUAAUCCAGAAAUUCAACUCACAGCCGCCAGAUGUCUAACGUAUAUACAUCGAUCGGGCACUCUUCCACCAACAGACAACAGAAUCGUCUACAAAACCCUUCCUUGUCUAGCUAGGCUAUGUACCGAUGAUUUCGAUCAAUACACAAGAGCAUCCGCAGCAGAAACAUUGGCUUAUUUAGCCGAGAUUGAUUCGCAAUUACAACGUCUCGCUGCGAUUUGUAAUCAUUUAAUAAAAUCGUUAUCAGAGCUCCUACAAAGUCAAUUAGCUUUGCUAAGGCAAGCGGCAUUUCGAUGUUUUGCUUCGCUCGGAGCUAACGAUGAAGAUAUUAGGAAGAAAAUAAUUGAGACAAAAGGUUUGAUGGAGAAAGUUCUUGAGGGUCUAUGUGAUUCAAAUCCUCAGGUGCGACUAGCUGCAGUCAGAUGUUUACAUUCACUCUCCCGAUCUGUACAACAGUUAAGAACAACUUUUCAAGAUCAUUCGGUGUGGAAACCACUAAUGGCACUCCUCUCCGGCCAGCCAUCAAAUGAAUUACUUACCGUUGUAACAUCGACAAUUUGCAAUCUUUUGCUUGAGUUCUCACCAGCAAAAGAACCCAUGCUCGAUUCAGGAGUUGUGGAAAUGUUGUGUCAACUUACAGAAAAUGCCGACCCUGCCUUGCGUUUGAAUGGAAGUUGGGCUUUAAUGAAUAUGGCCUUUCAGGCUGAGCAGCAUGUUAAAACAAAAAUUAUAAAUUGUCUUGGAGCAGAUAAAAUUCUAGAGCUUCUUAACGAUUCCGACACAAGAGUGAUAAUGAAAACUCUUGGAUUGUUAAGAAAUCUACUUAGCAAAUCUCUACACAUUGACGAUAUUAUGUCGGAAUAUUCGUCACAGGUAAUGCAGGCAGUUAAUAUGGUUUUGGAUUCGCAACAUCCCUCUGAAGUGAAAGAGCAGGCUCUAUGUAUAGUGGGUAAUAUUGCGGCUGGCGCCCAAGUUAAAGAUUAUAUUAUUGACGAUGAUAAAGUAUUGACACGUCUGGGAAGUUUUUUGAGCCACAAGGAUUUAAAACUUCAAGCAGGAACAUUAUUUGCUAUAGGAAAUUUUGUACGUCGAAAAGAUUCGAGAUCACGAGAAAGAUAUACGAAACUUAACGAACUAGGCAUUAUAUCCAAUUUAAAUGAAGUUUUUGAGAAAACAUCUGAAGGAACAGAAGCUUAUGAAGAAAUUCGGAGCAUACUUAAACGUUUACUAUUUUCCUAAAAUUUAAAAUCAUUUGAUUUUGUAUAUACAACAACAAACAAAAAAAUAUAAACAAAACAAAAAAAUAUUACGUUUUCGAAGUAAAAAAAAAGAGUAGUAGAGUAUAGAGAUGAUGUAAUAAUUUAGUGUAGAUAAUUUUGAAGAA